Molecule: messenger RNA, 2360 nt
Organism: Fomitiporia mediterranea MF3/22
Lineage: Eukaryota; Fungi; Basidiomycota; Agaricomycetes; Hymenochaetales; Hymenochaetaceae
Exons: 5
Coding region: 535-2196 (553 amino acids)
Molecular function (GO): microtubule binding
Source: RefSeq, a predicted model, not a curated record
CAAGCACACGACCGAGCAACAUCUUCCCAUUCUAACCGCGAGAGAACACCUAAAGCUAAGUCGAGAGACAAACGUUCACCUGUCGACGUGCAGCCACCGACGCCUUCCAUUGGGGCAAAUGCCACAGCAGGCAGUGGAACAACGAAUGGGAGCAAGUUCACAAGAUUGGCAAAAACACUGGCAAGGGAAAUUGAAGCGAGCCAACGAUGGGCGAACGUCCCUGAACUGGAUGACGAUUCACCAGUCAGGCCGACCCGGAAGAAGACAGAUGUGCACCGCAGUCCUUUCCGAGAUAUUGUUAACCACUCGUUCUCCUUUGAUGGUUCAGCAUUCCCUCCAAAGACUAAAACGCGUACUGGACGCUCUAGUGCCAAAACUGCAAGUUCCCGCCCGAAGGAUCAGACACGGUACACGCACUCGGAUUCAAAACAGAUCGUCCUACCUGAUGUAACUGGCUUGACCAGUAUUGUCGGUAGCCCGCCGAGAAAACUUCAAAGAUGGCGGACAUAUUCUGGAGAGAGCAUCAACGAUGGCAUGGAAGUCGCAUUAACCAAAGCUUUAACCACGCUCCAAACACGCCUUAAUCAACUGGAAUCCCAGAAUCUCGUAUCGCGAAGACGAGUACGAGAGCUCGAAUUUGAGCUAGAAAACUGCAAACUCGAGGUGAAAAAGGAACGUACUCGUGUAUUAGAGAAGGAAGAGAUUAUUGUCGCCCAGCAGAAGGAAUUUCAGAGACUUCGAAGUAUGCAGGCAAAGCAAGCUCGGAGAGAUCCCGAUCCCGUGAGUGAAAGUCGAUACAACGACGUAGUUGAAGAGAAGAAAGCAUUGGAGGCAUUGGUAUCAACUUUGCGCUCUCAUCUGUCCCGCCUAACCGAUGAACUCUCAAACCAACGAGCUCAGCUUGACGAACUACGAUCUUUACGUGAGCAUGAUAUUCAAGAGGUCCGCGAGAAACUUGCGGAGGUCGAGUCGCUAAACCUGGAGGUUGAGCGUCUUGGAGGGGAAGUUGAGAUUCUCCGUGGUGUUGUCGAAGAGGGGUUGAACGAAAGGCGUAGGGCUAAACAAGCCAUGGACUCCACGGUCAACUACGAUGAAUCGGCUUCUGGAGUCGCACAUGAACGAGAAGCUACGGCUUCGUUCGCUGGCCAGAAUGACGUCGUGAACGAUUCUUCACAUGUAGAUUUUCCUUCGCCUCCCCCUUCCCGCCCUCAAUCUCGUCAAGAAUACCGAGCUUUUGGCAACAGAGCUCAGAUGUCAAGUGCCCCUACGGCGGGCCCUGUCCGCUUCGAUGCUCCAGCCGAUGAGCUUUCAGUCGUAGAGGACGCUCGAGAAGAAGCCCGUGAACGGCCUGGGGAACAACGGGAAAAGACGUCCGCAAUGCGUUAUCGACAAGAUAUCGGCACAUAUCAGUCUCAAGCUGUACACGAGAACGGCCAUCAGGAUACCCGUCGAACACGAUUCGCAGGCAUUAGAGUAACGAAGGAUGAUGAUAAUCGGCGUGUGCGAAGAACGACUGACAACAACCCUAUGCCCUCUGAACGUCUCGCUGGGACAAUUCAAUCCGAGAAGGAGAAGGCAGUUCAGACUGAGACUCCGUUUCCGCAGAUCCGAGGGGAAAGACUGGAGCGAUUAUUCUUUUCUGCACCUGAGCACAACGAGAAGACUUGCCGAGUUUGCCAUAGACACCGCCGUCCCGGCGCUUCGGAUGACGAACUUGAUUUUCCAUCGUGGUUACCUCCGAGGAAGCGUUGUAGGACAGGAGACGAGGACGGGCGUCAUCAUUAUGAAAUUGAUGGCCUCGCUGGAGUUUCCAGACACGCGCCGUUUUCUGAAGAUAGGCUGCCUCCUCAAACAGUUCUUGUUCGUGUACUAGGGGAGUUGGAAGAUGACUUCACUCAUUACAAAGGAAUAUACAUUGAACUGGCCGAUCAGUACAAGAUCAUAGAUGCUGCGUCAAAUGUAGCGAAAAGAAAUGUACUUGCUGAGCAUCUUCGUGAGGUCAUUGAUACACUUGAGCAGAAGGGUGACCAAAUUGCAUCGCUGUACGACCUUUUGGCUUUCAAAGAUAAGCCGGUGUCAGAAUCUGUUGUUCCUGACAGACCUCGUACUCGUCGCUCUCCACGUUCCCCUCGCUCCCCUCGGCGGUAUGGAGCUAGGCAAUCAGGGGGUUUAAGAAGAUACGCGACUUGUGUGUAAUAAAUCCAACAUUUCAUUUUGUUCACACUACCUCAGGUGUUUUGGGUCUCUGCUUCGUCGGUACAUUGCUUUUCAGCUUUAAUAGUGCGACACCAUCAUUACUAUCCAUUCCAGUAUAACUCCACUUUGACUUUUGGACUUCUGUAAAUUGUUUUUCUCUAGAC